Molecule: messenger RNA, 2201 nt
Organism: Macaca mulatta (Rhesus monkey)
Lineage: Eukaryota; Metazoa; Chordata; Mammalia; Primates; Cercopithecidae
Source: RefSeq, a predicted model, not a curated record
AUGAAAUAAGUGUGGCCGUAAGUUCAUAAUUGCUGCAACUGGAGGAAGGUACUUGCGAGUUCAUUCCAUCAUUCUCUCUCCUGUUUCUGUUUGACCGUUUCCAUAAUACAAUGUUAAGAAAGGAUUAAACAUGUGUCACCUCCUCCUAGAAGCCCUCUCACAUUCCUCAGUCUAAAUUAGAUCCCCCUUUCCGGGGCUUGCCAAUUCACCUGACAUGCUGACCUGCAGUUCUGUGGUUUGCCCCUCCCUCCUGGGGGCAGGGGCUGCACAGGCAGGAGAGGUGUGGCUUCCACUUAACGUCCAGAUGCCCGCCUCCUCGGACUGGCACAGAUCGCACCCUGCUGGGCAAAGGAGGAAGAGCCAGAGGAUCCAGAUGCCUUGGAGGACUUGGAACACCUGUAACAGGACAGGGAGUUCUGCUCAGGCACGUGGCCACAGAAAACUACUUGGGAAGCCUGCGGUGAGAACAACAGCUCCUGGAGAAUCCCACCACUCUGGUGAAGUGAGCCCCGAGGAUGAGGCUGCUCGCCUGGCCGAUUUUCCUGGCCCACUGGGGAGGUGCCAGGGCUGAACCAGGGAAGUUCUGGCACGUCACUGACCUGCACCUUGACCCUCACUACAAGGUAUCCAAAUACCCCUUCCAGGUGUGCCCAUCAGCUGGAUUCCAGUCAGUGCCCAACGCAGGCCCCUGGGGUGACUACCUCUGUGAUUCUCCCUGGGCCCUCAUCAACUCCUCCAUCUAUGCCAUGAAGGAGAUUGAGCCGGAGCCAGACUUCAUUCUCUGGACUGGUGAUGACAUGCCUCACGUGCCCGAUGAGAAACUGGAAGAGGCAGCUGUACUGGAAAUUGUGGAAUGCCUGACCCAGCUCAUCAGAGAGGUCUUUCUAGAUACUAAAGCCUAUGCUGCUUUGGGAAAUCAUGACUUUCACCCCAAAAACCAGUUUCCAGCUGGAAUUAACAAGAUCGACAAUCAGAUAGCAGAACUAUGGAAACCCUGGCUUAGUAACGAGUCCAUUGCUCUCUUCAAAAAAGGUGCCUUCUACUCUGAGAAGCUGCCAGGUCCUAGCGGGGCUGGGCAAAUUGUGGUGCUCAACACCAAUCUGUACUACAGCAGUGAGCUGACAGCAGACAUGGUGGACCCUGGCCAGCAGUUCCAGUGGCUGGAAGAUGUGCUGACCAAUGCCUCCAAAGCUGGGGACAUGGUGUACAUUGUUGGCAACGUGCCCCCAGGGUUCUUUGAGAAGACACAAAACAAGGCAUGGUCCCAGGAGGGCUUCAACGAAAAAUACCUGAAGGUGGUCCGGAAGCAUGGUCGCGUCAUAGCAGGGCAGUUCUUCAGGCACCACCACACUGACAGCUUUCGGAUGCUCUAUGAUGACGCAGGUGCCCCCAUAAGCGCCAUGUUCAUCACACCUGGAGUCACCCCAUGGAAAACCAUGUUACCCGGAGUGAUCAAUGGGGCCAACAAUCCAGCCAUCCGGGUGUUCAAAUAUUACUGAGCCACACUGAGCCUGAAGGUCAAGAGUCCUGUGGAGGCCGGAGGAGGAGGGUGGCAGGGGCUUAAAUGCAUCACCACCUCCCCUAACGCUCAGCUUAUCUACCCUCCCCUGACCACUGAGCCUCAGGAAGGUUGAUCUCCUUCCACCCUUCUCCAGCUCAGGAUCAGAACCCUGGAGGCACCUGCCACCAAGUCAGGGCAGUGCUUCCCCAAGUCUCCUUUUCCCCUGGAUGACUGGCACAGCCUCAUACCUGGUCUCCCUGCCUCUGGCCCUGCCCUGCUGUGGUCUAUCUGCUACACAACAGAGAAGAAACUAAUCUCCUAUAGCACCACUUUCAUCUUGUCUCUGUCCUGCUCAAAAACCUUCAAUGGCUCCCCAGUGCCUUCAAGAUAAAGUUGUGUCUCCUUGGCCUAGUACUCAAGGCUUUCCACAGUCUGACUUCAAGCCCAUUGUCCACCUUUUCCAUACACAGACAAGGCUCCAGCCCCUAAUUUUUGAGCAAUCCUUCACCUGGUAGGAUGAGCUUGUGGUUGUUGAGAUGAAAAAUAGUAUUCCUUUAUUUAUCCAUCAAAAUGCAUUAAGUCUGUGCCAUGGGCCAGGCCCUGUUCUAAUCUCAUGAGAUACAUAAAUGUACAAAAAAAAGUCACCCCUCUCCUGGACCUGACAUCUCACAAGAGAGGGACAAUAAAUAUGUAGAAUUAA